Sporothrix schenckii 1099-18 is the source of this 2874-nucleotide messenger RNA. RefSeq lists its product as uncharacterized. The coding region runs from base 1 to 2874 and encodes 957 amino acids. The transcript has a single exon. Lineage: Eukaryota; Fungi; Ascomycota; Sordariomycetes; Ophiostomatales; Ophiostomataceae. The record is from RefSeq and is a predicted model, not a curated record.
AUGGACUUCCACGGGAGCCGUUCCGGCUCACCAACACCGCUCCAGGUGAUAUCGCCUGAGCGCGUCAACAACCAACAACCAGGAAGCCACAACAACAACAACAGCCAUCCGUUCGACUCCAGCGUCGCCUCCGUCACCGACAAGAUCAGCCAGUUCAACUCGCUCGCGAUGCAGUCCAAGCACCUCGAACGCAAGACGGCCGACGCGGCCUUGAAGCGUGCCAUGGUCGGGCGGGAAGAGGCCGAGACGGACAUGCGUCGGUACCGCGACGAGGCACGGCAGCUGCGCAAGCAGGUGGACGAGGGCCGGCAGCGCGAGCAGCGCGUCAGCGAGCGGCUGGAGGCGGUGAUGGAGAACUACGGGCGGGCCAAGGAGACGCACGCACACACGCAGGCGCUGUGGGAAAAGGAAAUCCGGCGGGCGCGCAAGGAGACGUUCAAGUCGCAGAGCGCCAUUGUCAAGCUGCAGGAAGAGCUCAAGGCGGCCCGGGCCAGCAGCAAGGCGGCCGAGGAGGCGCUGGUGCACGAAAAGGAGCGCAGCAAGGCCCGCGAGCAGGAGGCGUUCCAGGCGCGCUACGAGCUGGUGGGGUGCCAGGAGGCGCUGGAGCAGACGCUGCAAAAGGUCAAGAUGCUGGAGCAGGAGCGGGACGCGUUCCGCAGCCUGGCCACGUCCGAUGAGGAUGUGGCACGGAUUGCCUCGGAGGGUCGCCUGCCGCUGCCGCCACCCGAUGCGGAGGAGGAGGCCGAGGAGGCGGAAGAGGAGGCUGAAGAGGAGGCCAACGAAGACACCAACGACGACAGCAUGGACGAGACCGAGGACGGCCUGACGAUGACGAAGCAGCGGUCGAGCCGGCGCAAGACAAAGAGCAAGAAGGCGGCCCGUGCGUCGUCCGUCACACUGCUGGACAUCCGGUCGUCCGCCACCAGCGAAGCCGAGAUCAGCGAACUGACGCGGCUGUGGCAGUGGGAGAAGCAGCGUGCCGACCGGUCCUCGGCGCUCGUGGAGUACCUCGAGGCCGAGUGCCAUCUGCGCGCGUGCUCGUGCAUGAAGAAGCGCCCGCGCACCAGCAUCCUCGACUCUGCGCGCAAGCGGCCCAACCUCGAUAUUGGCGACGCUGGCGAUCGCAUCAUUCUUAGUGAGAAGGCUGCCAUCGCCUCGCCGACCGCCAAGAUCCGGGCCGCCAUGAAGCCUUCGCCGACAAAGACGCUGCAGAGCGGCCUCCACGUCAACCUCAGCCCCGAACGCCGCGGCGGCGGAGAGGCGAAUGCGAUGACGGACGAAAACGAAAACAGCACAGACAGCCACGGCCCGUCUCCGGAGGGGAAGAAGGCCGCUCGGCUGGGCACGACCAUUUUCGUGCCCGAAGAGGGCGUGUUCCGCACCGUCUCGCAGCAGAUUGCCCAGGAGAUGGAGGAGGCCGUUGCAGCAGCGGCAGUGGCCACGAUGGCUGCGAUGCCAGAGGUGCCGGGCGCCGAGGAGGUGCCGCAGCAGGAAGCCGAACAGCAGCCUGCGCAGGAGACUGAGCAGGAGACUGAGCAGGAGACUGAGCAGGAGACCGCCCAUGAGGCAUUGCAAGAGACGGUGCAGGAGCCAGAGGCUGCACCGAGAGUCGCAGCUGAGGAAGUCGCCGUGCCGACACAAGCCACCACGCAAGAGAACCGCCACCCCUUUCACGACAUGCGCGACGCCGAUGUCCAGGACGCCGAUACCACACUGGGCGACGUGACGACCGACUCGGCCGACUACACCGUCGAAACGACCACAGAGCAGUCCAUGUACGCGCGCACGCCCUCUGUGGAGCCGCCCUCGUAUGCCCAACAGCGCACCUCGCUUCUGUCUCUGCUCGAUGCACCGCACCGCCAAGAAGCCGAGCAGCCGGUCAACUUUCACGUGCCCACCACGCCGGGACCUUUGCCGACGGAGGCUCCCGCACACAAUGCGAAUGUGGAUGUUCAUAUGGAUGACGCCCAAGAGGCACCCCGUGCUGCCACGUCACUGCUGGUUGCGAGCACCUCGAUGCGCGUUGCCGAAACGGACAUGAACAGUGCGGCACCGCCGCCUGUGAGAGUCGUCAGCGAAGAGUCGACUGUGGUCGAGGAAGAGCGGGACGUCGCGCGCGUCUCGGACGUGACCGAAGUGGCCUAUGCCCGGAGCCACAGCAGCCAAUCCAGCCGCUCCGACAGCUCCAAUCUCUCUAAUCACUCCCAUCACUCCCAUCAAUCCAGUCAAUCUGGGCGGUCCCGGCAACGGCGCCCAGCAUCGGCACAGCUGCAGUACGAAGACCGCGACGCGACACCUGUCGCACAGCCGCAGCGGUACGAGACGCCGGCCAUGGAUGAGUCGCUCAACAGCCGCUCGGUGCGCCCGCACACAGUGGCUGCGACCAACGUGUUCACGCACAAGACGACAACCACCAAGGUGCCGCUGCGCGAGGAGACGACCGACCCCAGCCUGGCCCAGCGCAUCAUGGCGGCCCAGCGCACACCCGCCAGCAAGAUCCUGCCCGCAGCGUCGUCGUCCUCGUCCUCGGCCGUCUACAGCGACGGCGAGGCCACCGCGACGGCAGAGGGCCCGAGCUUCGACAUCCACAACCCGGCCCUGACGCCCACGAUGUCGCGCGAGGAGUGCCUGGCCCAGAUUCGAGAGCGCCGCGGACGGGCCCGCAGUGCCGCCGGGGGCUCGUCGUCGUCGGCCUCGUCCACACGCACCACGUCGUCUUCGUCGGCCGCAGCGACGACAACAACAACAACGACGACGACCAUGACGACGGCAGCCCCCGGUGGCAUCCGCCGUCCGAUUACGCCCGGUAAGGAGCGUCGUGAAGUCAGUGCGCCCGUCCGGCGCGUGGCCAGUGUGCGCCGGGUGCGGCCAUAG